UGACAUUUUUCAUAUCAAAACCCUCUUCACAAAAUAUCUUCAAUUAUCUUGAGUUAAUUCAACCACUUGUAAUAAUGGAUGAGCUUGCAUUCUUAAUGGAUUGGGACUUGGAAGCUAUCAAUGAAGUACCAACAACAAACCCUUAUUUUUCUCAUUUAUUUUCUGAACAAGAUCAUGAUGAGUUAUUAUUUGGAAGUUUUCCAGAAUUCUCAAAAACUACUAAUGUCCUUAUUCAUGAAUUUGAAGAGCUUUGUAAACCUAAUUUCUAUCCUCUUUCAUCUCAAACCAUCCUUACAAGUUCUCUAGCUACCCCUAAAGAGCCUGAACAAGUCAAAGAAAUUAAAGCAGCUUCUCAUCAAGAUCUGCAAAUUCCAGCAGUAUCUAAAUUUAAAAAAAGCAAGAAAAACAAGAACAAGAGUAAUAUUGUGAAGAAAGUAACAGCAGUGGAUGGUACUCUUUGUGAUGCAUGGGCAUGGCGUAAAUAUGGACAGAAACCAAUAAAGGGUUCACCUUAUCCACGAAGCUACUAUAGAUGUAGCAGUUCUAAAGGAUGUUUGGCGAAGAAACAAGUUGAAAAGAAUCAUUUGGAUCCAAAAGUUUAUUUGGUUACAUACACUGCAGAACACAAUCAUCCUCAACCAACUCGAAGAAACUCAUUAGCUGGAAGCACUAGGAAGAACAAUAUCUUAGUUACACAUUCUUCAAAGACACCUUUGGUGAAAAUUGAAGAUGAGGUAAAUGUGACAAGUAUGAAGCAACAAAAUAAGGGGUUUGAGAAAGAUGACCAAGAUCUUCUUGAGUGGUUGGAUGGUGCUCAAUUAUGUGAUGAUGGUUGGAUUCCAAGCAAAGAGCUAGAGGAACUUAUUGGACUUGAUAAUAAGUGUCAAUAUCAAUAACAUGCAGAGAUAUAUAGAUAUAUGGCUGCAGUUUUGGAUUCAGAGAAAAUGAUGAAAUUCAAUAGAAUGAUAUAUCAUUAGAUUUUGUUGUUUUUGGUGUGAACCGAGUAUACUCUGCACGCAACUACAAAAAUUAAUCACGUGAGUCAGAUAUAUGACUCCGAUGAAGAGAUUUAACACUGCAUAGAUUUUGUUGUUUGUAUAUAUUUAGAAUAAAAUUCGAAUGAUAUGGAAAUAUAUUUACUUUUUCAUUUCCAUGUCAUUUAGUUUUUGUUUUUAAA
Molecule: messenger RNA, 1177 nt
Organism: Medicago truncatula (barrel medic)
Lineage: Eukaryota; Viridiplantae; Streptophyta; Magnoliopsida; Fabales; Fabaceae
Product: probable WRKY transcription factor 29
Exons: 2
Coding region: 75-896 (273 amino acids)
Biological process (GO): regulation of DNA-templated transcription
Cellular component (GO): nucleus
Molecular function (GO): transcription cis-regulatory region binding; DNA-binding transcription factor activity
Source: RefSeq, a predicted model, not a curated record